Jatropha curcas is the source of this 1379-nucleotide messenger RNA. Its product is annotated as NAD(P)-linked oxidoreductase superfamily protein. The record is from RefSeq and is a predicted model, not a curated record. Gene Ontology annotation, biological process: L-ascorbic acid biosynthetic process. Gene Ontology annotation, cellular component: cytosol. Lineage: Eukaryota; Viridiplantae; Streptophyta; Magnoliopsida; Malpighiales; Euphorbiaceae. Gene Ontology annotation, molecular function: L-galactose dehydrogenase activity.
UUGAAUACGCAUCUCGUCAUUAGUAAUCAGUUUGUCUGCUAUAGACUUGUAGCUCCCAUACUGCCCAUGGCAUCUCCGCAUCCAAACUUGGAGCUCCGACCCUUAGGAAAUACGGGCCUCAAGCUCAGCUGCGUGGGUUUCGGAGCUUCCCCUCUUGGCAAAGUCUUCGGCCCUGUCUCUGAGGAUGAUGCCAUCGCCUCCGUGCGUCAGGCCUUUAGCCGAGGCAUCAAUUUCUUUGACACUUCUCCGUAUUAUGGAGGAACAUUGUCUGAGAAGAUGCUUGGUAAGGCACUUAAAGCCCUAGGAGCUCCUAGAAAUGAAUAUAUUGUGUCAACAAAGUGUGGGCGGUAUGCUGAGGGCUUUGAUUUUAGUGCUGAAAGAGUGACUAGAAGCAUUGAUGAGAGUUUGGAGAGGCUGCAGUUGGACUAUGUUGAUAUACUGCAAUGCCAUGACAUUGAAUUUGGGUCUCUUGAUCAGAUUGUGAAUGAGACAAUUCCCGCCCUUCAGAAACUAAAGGAAGUAGGGAAGAUUCGAUUUAUUGGUAUAACUGGACUCCCAUUAGGAAUUUUUACUUAUGUGCUCGAUCGGGUGCCUCCUGGCACAGUUGAUGUGAUUCUAUCAUAUUGUCACUACAGUAUUAAUGAUUCAACGCUGUUGGAUAUAUUGCCUUACUUGAAGAGCAAAGGGGUUGGGAUAAUUAGCGCUUCUCCACUUGCAAUGGGGCUUCUUACAGAGAAUGGCCCUCCAGAGUGGCACCCAGCUUCUCCUGAACUAAAGUCUGCAUGCCAAGCUGCUGCUGCCUAUUGUAAAGAGAAGGGGAAGAAUAUUUCAAAGUUAGCCAUGCAAUAUAGUUUGUCAAACAAGGAUAUAUCUACAGUGCUAGUUGGCAUGAACUCUGUUAGACAGGUUGAGGAGAAUGUUACUGCUGCCAUCGAACUCGCAACAUUUGGGAAGGAUCAACAAACUCUGGCUGAGAUUGAAGCAAUUGUUAGCCCUGUGAAGAAUCAGACUUGGCCCAGCGGAAUCCAACAUAGCUAACAUUUUCGCCGUCUCUGAGAUUAUGUUCGACUUGUAUUUACUCAUAAUUCGAAUUUCCAAUCUCCGACCAUUUUACCCUGAAUUUCAACCGCAAUCCAUUUUAGAUCAACAGAGCAGCAUAUUGUAUUGUAUACCUAGCUGCCAAGGAGUUGAUAGCAGGGGCUUAUCUUUUGCAGAAGGCUCAAUAAAUUGUAUGGGUUGUUCAGUCAUCUCGUUAUGUUCAAGAGGUGGAUUACCUCAUGUUGUGACCAAAUUAUUUACCAUAAAAUUUUAGAGUCAGAUUCCGGAUUCAAGUUGUAGAAUCUGUGAAUCAGUUAAUGCAUCAGAAAGUUUUUUCACCA